Molecule: messenger RNA, 2888 nt
Organism: Uloborus diversus
Lineage: Eukaryota; Metazoa; Arthropoda; Arachnida; Araneae; Uloboridae
Exons: 12
Coding region: 1-2850 (949 amino acids)
Molecular function (GO): protein binding
Source: RefSeq, a predicted model, not a curated record
AUGGCUGCAAAAGUUAUAGCUGACUUUGGUCGAGGUGUCUUCACUCCUCUUAGCGGGAAAAAAGGGAAUCAGAAAAAUUCCAUUUCCUAUUAUCAAAACUGUAGCCAUUUGACGCUUCCCAACCGACAUAUUUAUUAUGAACCCACAGAGGACUUCGAAUGGGACGUGACCUCUUCCUUGCUACCCAGCAUAAAUUCGGCAGGUGAAGUGAUCGUCCACCGAAGACCAGCCAGUCCGGACUCGAAGAAGAACGGGCCGGACAGGUCCAGAAGGAGCUUACACAAGGAGCGUCCGGUGUCUGAAGGACACUCCACUACGAAUAAAGACCUCUCAGACCUCACCAAAGAAACGUCCAAAGAAAAAGAACGAGCUUACACGGAGGCCGAGUUCACCUCUGCCAUUUUGGCACGAACUGAAGCGAAAUCUGAUGGUACAGAUGGCACAGACGAACAGUCGGAACUAGCGACAGAACUCCCUGAUAUGGGAGAUUCUGGAGUGGCAUCCAUGGUCAGGGAGUCUGUGACCUCGAACGGUCAGCCUGCCAUGGAUGGACAUGAGGAAUGUGACUGUGAACGUAGGUGUUCUAACCCGAAACACGGACAUGACUGUAAAAAUGGAGAUUAUUCUGUGUCCCCUGUUUUGGAAAGACGAAACAAAGGAGUUCUUGGCAGGCUCAGGAAUUUUGCCAGCCGUACAAGUUACAGUACCAGUGAAGACGGACAUUCGCAUUCUUCGGAUUAUGAAGAACAAGAUGACGAGAAAAAAGUGGAAGGUCGUUUUUGCAGAGAUGCCCGCGAACGCAGUUCAUCGACAUGGGCCGGGCGGGUCCGGGACCUUCACAGAGACGUCAAGAAGAAAAUAUCCCGUCUGAGGAACUCGAGGGGAGCAACGCCUGACGACGAACUUGGAGAAGGAAAUGAAAACUCGCCAGAUCCAAUUCAACCAGGAAGUUCUGUGGAAAGCAUACCCAGUGGUUCUGGAUCCAGUUUACAACCUCCCACCCCAACCAGUAGCAAUCGGAGCUCUACGUCGGUGGGCGAAGACGAUCACAGCACCUUCGUAGGAACCUUUAUCGGACGAGCGAAAGCCCUCGUGGAUUGCACGCCGAGUCCCUACGAUAGGGACGGAUUGGCGUUCAAGAAAGGAGACAUUAUAGAUAUAAUUGCCAAACAUAAGACAGGCAUCUGGGUUGGCAUGGCCCAGGGAAAAGUUGGACAUUUCAAGUUCAUCAAUGUGCAGGAGAUCGAGGAAGAGAGAAAAGCCAAGCACAGACGUCGAAAGAUUCAAAACGAUUGGAUCAACAACUCCAAGAAACCAGAAACUUUAGAUGAACUUUUAAAGCAGCUUGGUCUUGAAGAGUACACCAAUGUUUUGAUUCUCAAUGGCUAUGACGAACUAGAUACGUUUAAGGAAAUUGAAAAAGUGGAUUUAGAUAACCUAGGCAUAACAAAUCCAGAUCAUUCUUCUAAGUUAUUAAGAGCUGUAGAAAUGUUACAAGACGUAGAUGUUGAAGAUGAAAUGGAAGACGAUGAGCUACAGGUAAAGCAGUCUCCUCGGGAUUCAGGCUGUUAUGCAAGUCACGAAAACUUGAUCCAUCGGGAUUCUUCUCAAAGAGCUUUAAGUAAUGGACAAUUUAUGGUAGACCUUGAGGAUCAGGACACUAGUCAUUCCGAGAGUGGUAUUCAUUCCAGGGAAGGACAGGAUUCGACAGUCAUGAUGAAUAACCUCGACUUCAGCGCGGAGUCAUCGACGAAGUCAACAGCAACAACAAUGGACGAUAUGACAACAGCAGUGGAUGUCAAUGACUGCACAGAUGACACGAAUGAUGUUAAAGACCUUAGCAAUUACAAUAUUCUUCCAAACCAAGACACUGCACCCGAGGAGCACGAAUCUAUUGAAUUUAACAGCAUUCCAUGCGUUGUUGAAACGUUGCGGAAGCAGGAUGAAGAUCUGACCAGUUCUUUAAAUGUUCCAUUCGUUUGGUCGUCGACGGGCACUAAGUCAUCUCCAGGAUCACCGAGGAAAAUUCGCAACAAGCACAGUAGGAACAAAUCCCACUCUCACCGCAGUAAAGACUUGUUCUCUGAACUGAAUGCCUUCAGCUCAAGUUUCGCCAAAUAUCGUCACAUAUCAUCGGAAUCAUGCCAAGACAGAGGCACGUACGUGUAUGGUUGGGCAUCUUUCUCACGGACUGAAAAGAACUCGAGAAGGAAUCUUCGUGAAUACGACGACGUCGUCAGCGAUCCUGCCACCGAAGCUGAAGAUUCUCCUGGGAGGCACGUGUACAGGAGGGUGAAGCAAAGGAAAGGCAGCUUGCAGACGUUAAUUCAUGAUUCUCGCCCACCAUCGCCAACCCUCAUUAUGAAAGUGAACAAGAAGCUUGUUGCUGAGAAGGUUUAUCUUCAUGAAGAACCUUAUACAGAUAAGACUGGCUUUUGUGGUAUUCCUCCUGCCCUAGUGCAACGGUAUGCUGAAGAACUUCAGCGCAGCAUUCUCGAUGUCGCCGAUGCCUUAGAUCAAAUCCGUAUCACUUCCUUACAGCAACAAGCUCGACGUGGGGUGCCAAACGACUUCUUAUCCGACUCCUGUAUAGUUCCUGUAAUCGAGCCUAACUACUCAACUCUCCGAGCUUGGCUCAUUUCCUUGGGCUUGCCCAUGUACGAGUCCAACUUCGCAUCGGCAGGUAUCUACGAUCUGCACGACAUCUCGAACCUGGGCAUGGAAGACUUGGCUCACUUGGGAAUCCGGGAUCCCUAUCAUCAAGCAUAUCUGGAGUCUGCACUUGAAGUUCUGUACCUAAGAAUUCGCAGGAGGCCUCAAACUUACACUCAAGGUCAAUCAAUGUCAUAGUUCUGUUGCAUUUUGCUUGCAUUCCGUUUUGUGUGUUC